CCACUAAGUCGUUAAACAGAGAGAGCCUGAAAAGUGCCAACACUCCUAGGAGAAAAGACUGGAGAGAGAGAGAGGAGAGAGAGAGAGAGAGAGAGAGGGAGAGGAGGGAGAGGGGAAGGAAAGAAAAAAGCAGGUUAUUUAUAACGCCAGGCAGCGUUAGGGUCUCCUCAGUCUCUCCUGCAAACUGGGCUGCUGCUGCUGCUGCUGGGAGGUCACUCCCCAGCCAACCUGCCCAGCCUGUGACCUGCAAGCACAGCAUCCGAGCUGGGAUCUGGGGCGGGCAGCAGCCCCUGCAGACCAGGAGGCACAACUCACAUGCUGCUUGCCACACGGCAGAGCCCGGCCAAGAGCAGCAAAGGCUUUGCACAGGAGGCUCUCAGCCUGGUCCCUCCAGCACCAGCACCAUGCACUGGGCCAGCAUCCUGAUCAUGGCUGGGCUCUGUGGAGCCUCCCUGGGCCAGUACAACGAGGAAGAAGACCUGGCUUGGCUGCAGUACUACAUGAGGCAGUCCAGGAUGUCCUCCUACAACUACAUGCCCUACUACGAGGACGAGAACCCUCCUUACGUCUACUCCUACCUCCCCGCUCCGGACACCGAGGCAGAGCCUGGCCCUGAGCCUCAACAAGCCACCUCCUGGCAGUGUCCCCAGGAGUGUGACUGCCCCCCCAACUUCUCCUCAGCCAUGUACUGCGACACCAGGAACCUGAGGUACCUGCCCUUCGUGCCCUCCAGGAUGAAGUACGUCUACUUCCAGAACAACCAGAUCGCCGCCAUGCAGGAGGGAGCCUUCGACAACGCCACCGAGCUGGAGUGGCUGGCGCUGCACAACAACCAGAUCAGCAGCGAGAGGAUGGGCAAGAGGCUCUUUGCCAAGCUCAAGAGGCUGGAGAGGCUGUACAUGAACAACAACAACCUCACCAAGGUGCCCAGCCCCUUGCCUCGCUCCCUGAGAGAGCUCCACCUGUCCUACAACCAGAUCGCCAAGGUCCCCUCCAACGCCCUGGAGGGCCUGGAGAACCUCACCGCUCUGUACCUCAGCCACAACUUCAUCUUCGAGAUGGGAGCCUCCCUCAAAGGGCUCAAGUCCUUGAUCCUUGCUGACCUGAGCUACAACCACCUCAGGAAAGUCCCCGAGGGGCUCCCGGCGUCCCUGGAGCAGCUCUACCUGGAGUACAACUACAUCAACACCAUCCCCGAGGACUACUUCAGGGUCUCCCCCAAGCUGCUCUACGUGCGGAUGUCCCACAACAGCCUCACCAACCAGGGCCUCUCCACCAACACCUUCAACAGCAGCAGCAUCCUCGAGCUGGACCUCUCCUACAACAGGCUCCAGAAGAUCCCCAGGGUCAGCACCAGCCUCGAGAACCUCUACCUGCAAGGGAACCAAAUCGAUGAGUUCUCCAUCAGCAGCUUCUGCACCGUGGUGGACGUCAUGAACUACUCCAGGCUGCAGGUCCUGCGGCUCGACGGCAACGAGAUCAAGCGGAACGCGGUGCCACCCGACGCCCCCCUGUGCCUGCGGCGUGCCACCGUCAUCGAGAUCUAGCCCGGCGCCCCCUGCCCUUCAGGACUUGGCUCUCCCCUUUCCGGGGAGACCCUCACCCCCGUUUUAACGCAGCUUGAUGGUUUGAUUUGGCUUCUGCAAUAGUGCAACAAGGGAGCUCCAGCAGCAGCCCACACAGGUGGGCUGGAGCUGUUCUCCCCAGAACAUUCCCCCCUCCCCCCCACCCUUCCUUCCAGCCACACAGGUCCUGGCACUGCUCCCCUACACCUGUCUGGCCCCACCACGGCCACCCCACCAUUCACCAUCUCUCCUGGUCUGGGUGGGAUGCGGCAGGGAUGGGGGAGAGCUCCUCCCACCUCCCAGGCACGGCACUGAGCAUCCAACCCCAGCGGGGAGGGGGUCAGGGCUGGGUCCUGCAGGACCUGCAGAUCUAAACCAACUCACCCUGGGCCAGGAGAGAGUGGUCCCUGGGAGGAACAUCCAGGAGGUUGGCAGCUGGAUGGGUAAAGGGUUGAAGGUUUCCUGGCUGCCAGCAUCCCUCAGUCUGGGAUGGGGAAGGGCAAUCCCACUCUUCCCU
Messenger RNA from Dryobates pubescens (Downy woodpecker), 2082 nucleotides. It is a transcript of the gene FMOD, whose product is annotated as fibromodulin. The record is from RefSeq and is a predicted model, not a curated record. Gene Ontology annotation, molecular function: protein binding. The transcript is spliced from 3 exons. Lineage: Eukaryota; Metazoa; Chordata; Aves; Piciformes; Picidae. Bases 405 to 1547 code for a protein of 380 amino acids.